AUGUCUACUUUUCCUUACCCCGAGCCAGCUAACGCUGGAGAUCUUUCAUAUGCACCAGCCUCCGAGGAGCGCAGGCUCUUGAAGGAAGCCCUAGCCGAAGCGGAAAAGAGCGUCUUUAAAAUUCCAACUAUCGUCAAUGGCGAGAGAAUCUACUCCGGCCGUAAGAGCUACCAAGUCAACCCUUGGAACCGAAGGGCUCCUUUGUCAGAGUACCACGAAGCCGACCAAGAAACCCGAGCAGCCGUUUACAAGCGCGCGGCCCAACUUGUCGAGGGCAAAUACCGAUGGAAGAUUAUGGCUGCUACCAUGAUCGGGCAAGGCAAGACGUGCGGACAGGCUGAGGGUGAUUGCAUUGCUGAAGUUAUCGACACCCUCAACUUUCACGUUUAUUUUUGUCACCAGCUCUACCAGCAACAGCCUCCCAAACAAACCGACUCAGCAUACAGUAGCCUGGACUACCGGCCUCUAGAGGGCUUUAUACUUGCUAUCUCACCAUUCAACUUCACCGCCCUUGGCGCACACAUUGCUUUCACGCCGGCCAUCCUGGACAAUGUGAUACUCUGGAAGCCGUCUCCUAUGGCAGUCUUGUCUAACUACCUUCUCUACCAGAUUUUCGAGGAGGCUGGGCUUCCUAGCGGUGUUGUCCAGUUUUUACCAGUAGCAGAUCCUAAGAUUGUGGUUGAGCCCGCGCUCGCUAGCCGGGACUUCUCUGGACUUCACUACACCGGCUCCUCAGCCGUCUUGAGAAGCUUGACCUCCCAAAUUGGCACUAACACCGCUACUUACAAGACGUUCCCCCGCAUCGUGGGAGAGAGCGGUGGCAAGAACUUUCACCUUGUCCACAAUUCUUUUGACGAUGUUGACUGGCUAGCCUCGGCCGCUGUCCGGUCGGCUUAUGAGUUCCAGGGUCAAAAGUGCAGUGCCUUGUCACGCCUUUUCGUUCCCGAAUCACUUUGGGAGAAGGGCGACUUGAAGAAGUCCUUGCUGAGAGAAGCCGCCAAGUUCACACACGGUGACGAUAUUAAACAAAUCCAUCACCCCUUAGGCCCCAUCGUUUCUGAGGCAGCGUUCAACCGCUUUGGUGAAUUCAUUCAGCAGGCGAAAAAGGAAGGCCAUGAGCUCAUCUACGGCGGCAGGCAGGACGGCAGUAAGGGGUUCUUCCUCCAGCCUGCCAUCUUCGAAGUCAACCCGUCCGACCAAAGCGGUGAGAGCGAUCUCAUGACCAAGGAGAUAUUCGGCCCUUUGUUUGCUGUCCAAACCUACGACGAUGCCUCGCCAACUGGCUUUGAGGAUGUCUGUGACCUUAUUGAUAGGACCACUGAGUAUGGACUGGCAGGCGCCGUAUUUUCCCGUGAUAGAUAUGCUGUUCAAAUCGCCUCCGACAGACUCAGGGACUCGGUCGGCAUGCUUGUCAUCAAUGACAAGUGUACGGGAGCCGUCAUCGGUGCCAACCCCUUUGGAGGUGCUCGAUCUUCGGGCACAAACGACACUUUUACCAUCUCAAUCACAUCUAAUUCGGCCUUGCCUUCAUGUCUUUUGCUGCGAACAUGGUUCUCAAUUUUGAAGAGCGUUUUUCUCGACAAGAUGGAAAAGCGUCUUAUCACCACCGUCGGUACCAAGGUUUCUAAGCAGCGAGUCGAAAAAGAGCUGUCAGAGCACUCAUCAAAGCUUGAAGUGCUCCUCGCAAAGGAUAAUGUCCGCGCUGUCGAGCAAGCUGAUGUGGUCAUCCUGGCCUUCAAGCCCGUUAAGAGAGAGGAGGUCUUUGCCGCUCCCGGCAUCAAGGAGGCCUUGCGGGGAAAGUUGGUCAUUAGUAUUAUGGCAGGUGUUUCAAUCAAGGAGCUUAACCGACUGGCACUUGAACAGGGGGACCCUAUUCCAGUUCAGGCUGUCCGUGCCAUGCCCAACAUGGCCGCUAAGAUUCGCCAGGCUGUGACUCUGUAUACGGUCAGCGAGGCAUCAUUCUCUGAUAAAAACAAGGAUCUUACAGCUUGGGUAUUUAGCCAGGUAGGAGAGGCCCAGCAAAUUCCCGAGACCAACUUCGACAUAUCUGCUGUGUUGGUCGGUUGUGCAGGUUCGCUGCUCUUGCUGGCUGUGGACGGUCUGCUCGACGCCGCUGUUGCCGAAGGCGUGAAGCGACCAGAAGCCACCAAGAUGGUUGUUAGCAGCGCGAUCGGAAUGUUGGGAUUAGUCCCUGCUGGAAAUCACCCAAGUGUGCUACGGGAGAAUAUUGCUUCACCAGGAGGAUGUUCGAUCAGGGCGCUACUCGAGUUGGAGAAGCUUGGAGUUAGAUCAGCAUACACCACUGCAAUCCUUACUGCAGCCGAGAAGUCGAAGGGACUGUCAAAGUAG
Messenger RNA from Fusarium oxysporum Fo47, 2349 nucleotides. Its product is annotated as Aldehyde/histidinol dehydrogenase. NCBI's taxonomy places the organism in Eukaryota, Fungi, Ascomycota, Sordariomycetes, Hypocreales, Nectriaceae. The coding region runs from base 1 to 2349 and encodes 782 amino acids. Gene Ontology annotation, molecular function: pyrroline-5-carboxylate reductase activity; L-glutamate gamma-semialdehyde dehydrogenase (NAD+) activity. Gene Ontology annotation, cellular component: mitochondrial matrix. The transcript has 6 exons. The record is from RefSeq and is a predicted model, not a curated record.